Carcharodon carcharias (great white shark) is the source of this 654-nucleotide messenger RNA. Its product is annotated as claudin-15-like. Gene Ontology annotation, cellular component: bicellular tight junction; plasma membrane. Gene Ontology annotation, molecular function: structural molecule activity. Gene Ontology annotation, biological process: bicellular tight junction assembly; cell adhesion. Lineage: Eukaryota; Metazoa; Chordata; Chondrichthyes; Lamniformes; Lamnidae. The record is from RefSeq and is a predicted model, not a curated record. Bases 1 to 654 code for a protein of 217 amino acids. The transcript has 5 exons.
AUGGGAGUAACAAUCAUUCAGAUUCUCUCCCUAUUUCUGGCCUUCCUGGGACUAGUCCUUACCUCUGUUUCUGUGACAUCCGGUGAGUGGAGGAUCUCCAGCACAUCUACCACACUAAUUACGGCCUCCUGGAUCAAUGAUCGACUCUGGAAGACAUGCACUGCCAAUGCUAUGGGCAUAGUACAGUGUACCUACUACAAUCCUAUGCUUUACUUACACUCAUAUAUCCAAGCAUGUCGUGCUCUGAUGAUCAUCGCCAUCAUUCUGGGAGUUAUUGCUUCACUGAUAUCUCUAUUUGGCCUGAAAUGCACCAAUAUUGGAAGCAUGGAUGAGAAAGCAAAAGGAAAGAUUUCCCUUUCUGGUGGACUUCUCUUCAUUCUAUCAGGUAUAUGUGGGAUAGUUCCUGUUUCUUGGUAUGCCUACAACAUCACAAUGGAUUUCUACAAUCCUGUCUAUGGUGGAACAAAAUAUGAGCUGGGGUCUGCCCUGUACAUUGGAUGGGCUGGGUCAGCUCUCCUCAUCUUGGGAGGUGCGUUCUUGUGUUGUUCCUGUAAAAGAAAUGCACAACAAAGUGGCUACAAGUAUUCUUCUGCCCAAAGUGGGCAACGAAUCUACACAAAGGCAGAAUCAAGUCAGUCAAAAGCUUACGUCUAA